Messenger RNA from Kluyveromyces marxianus DMKU3-1042, 1572 nucleotides. It is a transcript of the gene ACH1, whose product is annotated as acetyl-CoA hydrolase. The record is from RefSeq and is a predicted model, not a curated record. The transcript has a single exon. Gene Ontology annotation, cellular component: mitochondrion. The coding region runs from base 1 to 1572 and encodes 523 amino acids. Gene Ontology annotation, molecular function: acetate CoA-transferase activity; acetyl-CoA hydrolase activity. NCBI's taxonomy places the organism in Eukaryota, Fungi, Ascomycota, Saccharomycetes, Saccharomycetales, Saccharomycetaceae. Gene Ontology annotation, biological process: acetate metabolic process.
AUGACAGUUUCUAGAUUGUUGAAAGAGAGAGUGAGAUAUGCGCCAUAUUUGAAGAAGGUGCGUCCUGUGGAGGAACUGAUUCCAUUGUUUAAGAACGGACAAUACAUUGGGUGGUCUGGUUUCACCGGUGUGGGUGCUCCAAAAGCUGUUCCUGAGGCAUUGAUCAAGCAUGUUGAGGAAAAUAACUUGCAAGGGAAGCUUAGAUUCAACCUUUUUGUGGGUGCUUCUGCUGGACCAGAAGAAUGUAAGUGGGCAGAACACGAUAUGAUUAUUAGAAGAGCACCACAUCAAGUGGGUAAGCCAAUUGCCAAGGCUAUCAACAACGGUCAGAUCCAAUUUUUCGACAAGCAUCUUUCGAUGUUCCCCCAGGAUUUGACCUACGGUUACUACACGAGGAACAGAACGGACGGUAAGAUCUUGGAUUACACAAUUAUCGAGGCCACUGCCAUUAAGGAAGAUGGUUCGAUUGUGCCAGGUCCUUCUGUGGGUGGGUCUCCAGAAUUCAUUGCCGUUUCGGAUAAGGUCAUCAUCGAAGUUAACACAGCAACCCCUUCGUUCGAAGGUUUGCACGACAUCGAUAUGCCAGUGAACCCACCAUACAGACAGCCUUACCCAUACACUAGAGUCGACCAAAAGAGCGGUCUUGAUUCGAUCCCAGUCGACCCAGAACGUGUCAUUGCGGUGGUUGAGUCGACUGAAAGAGACAAGGUCGGGCCAAACACCCCAUCUGACGCUGUCUCUCAGUCCAUUGCUCACAAUUUGGUGGAAUUCUUCGAAAACGAAGUUAGAGCCGGCAGAAUGCCAGAAAACUUGCAUCCUUUGCAAUCCGGUAUCGGUAACAUCGCUAACGCUGUCAUUGAAGGUUUGACCGACUCCUCGUUCAAAGACUUGACCGUGUGGACCGAAGUCUUGCAAGAUUCGUUCUUGGACUUGUUCGAGAGCGGUGCUUUGACCUACGCUACAGCAACCUCCGUUAGACUCACGGACGCUGGGUUCGACAAGUUCUUCGCCAACUGGGACGAUUUCUCAAAGAAGUUGUGCUUGAGAUCCCAAGUGGUCUCCAACAACCCUGAGUUGAUCCGUCGUUUGGGUGUCAUCGCCAUGAACACCCCUGUGGAAGUGGACAUUUACGCUCACGCUAACUCCACAAACGUGUCCGGUUCCCGUAUGUUGAACGGUUUGGGUGGUUCUGCCGACUUCUUGAGAAACGCCAAGUUGUCCGUCAUGCACACCCCAUCAGCAAGACCAACAAAGACUGACCCUACCGGUAUCUCUACCAUCGUCCCAAUGGCUUCUCAUGUCGACCAAACCGAACACGACUUGGAUGUCUUGGUCACCGAACAAGGUCUAGCUGACUUGAGAGGUCUCUCACCAAGAGAAAGAGCCAGAGAAAUCAUCAAGCAAUGUGCCCACCCAGAUUACAAGCCAAUCUUGACCGAUUACUUGGACAGAGCCGAACAUUAUGCAAAGCUCCACGGAUGCUUGCACGAACCUCACAUGUUGCAAAAUGCCUUCAAGUUCCACUUGAACUUGAGCGAAAAGGGUACCAUGAAGGUCGACAAAUGGGAUUAA